AUGGAGAAGGGCAGCCUCGGCGUGAGGUGCAGGGCCACCGGGCACAAGGCUCCUGAUGGGACUACCCUGGGACUAAAGACCAAAGGCCUGAGCCCUGGUGCGUGUGCUGGACAUUCGGAGGGCAGAAUGAAUGAGUGUUCGGGCAGCGGGGCCGAAGGUCCGACGGAACCCAGGCCGGAGGUGGCCACCCUCCAAGAAGACGUGGAGAUGAGCAGCGGCUCGAGCGGAAACGAAACGAAUGAGAAUGAUUUCAGCGGGCGAGAGUCUCCUGGCAAUGACUCCGAUGAAAACGGCAAAGACUCUGCCAUGCUGGUGGAAUCCUCAGAGAGCCACAAGAGUUCAAAUGCUUUUAGCCUGAUGAUGGUCAACUCUGAGCACAACCCAUCCACCAGUGGCUGCAGCAGCGAGCAGUCGGCCAAAGCCAAAACGCAAAAGGAACUGAUCAGGACCCUGAAGGAACUGAAGGGCCACCUGCCUCCUGACAGGAAGACCAAAGGCAAGCCCAGCAUGCUGGCCACCCUGAAGUACGCCCUUCGGAGCAUUAAGCAAAUCAAAGCAAAUGAAGAAUAUUAUCAGCUUCUGAUGACCAGCGAAAGCCCUUCGGCCAGUCUGGACGUGCCUUCUUUUACAGUGAAGGAAAUCGAGACGCUCACCUCCGAGUACAUCAUGAAAAACGUGGACAUGUUUGCGAUGGCCGUUUCUCUGGUGACUGGAAAAAUCGUGUACGUCUCCGACCAGGCGGCCUCCAUCCUCCCCUGUAACAAAGAGGCCUUUCACGACGCCAAGUUUGUGGAGUUCUUGGCCCCCCACGACGUGAGCGUGUUCCACAGCUCCACGGCCCCGUCCCGCCUCCCAGCCUGGAGCGUCUGCCGAAGAGUCGAUUCUUCCAGCCAGGAGUACAUGGAAGAGAAAUCCUUCUUCUGCCGCAUCAGCGGCGGCAAAGACCACGAACACGCCAUCCGCUACCAGCCGUUCCGCAUGACGCCCUACCUGGUCCGAGUACAGGAGAGACCCAGCGCUGAAAUCCAGCUCUGCUGCGUUCUGCUGGCCGAGAAGGUUCACUCCGGCUACGAAGCGCCCCGGAUCCCGCCGGACAAGAGGAUCUUCACCACCACGCACAGCCCGAACUGUUUGUUCCAAGACAUUGACGAGAGAGCUGUUCCUCUCCUGGGCUACCUGCCUCAGGACCUGAUCGGGACGCCCAUCCUGGUGCAUCUGCACCCGCGAGACCGACCCCUCAUGCUGGCCGUUCACAAAAAAAUCCUGCAGUACGGCGGGCAGCCCUUCGACUACUCCCCCAUCCGCUUCUGCACCCGCAACGGCGAGUACAUCACCAUGGACACCAGCUGGUCCAGCUUCAUCAAUCCUUGGAACAGAAAAGUCUCCUUCAUCAUCGGACGGCACAAAGUGAGGACGGGUCCUUUAAACGAGGAUGUCUUUGCUGCGCCCACGUGCCCAGAAGAGAAAACCCCCCAUCCCAGCAUCCAGGAGAUCACGGAGCAGAUCUACCGGCUGUUGCUGCAGCCCGUUCACAACAGCGGCUCCAGCGGCUACGGCAGCCUGGGCAGCAACGGCUCCCACGAGCACCUCAUGAGCCAGACGUCCUCGAGCGACAGCAACGGGCACCUCCCGGAGGACUCGAGGAAGAGGCGGCCGACCACCCGAAAAGGGACGUGUAAAGACCCUCAGAAGGUCCUAAGCAAAAGCACCGUUCUGGGCGAGAGAGACGAAGAAAUGAGGACGGCAGCCGCAGGAAGUCAGCCGAGAGAGAUGUCCGCCACGGAGAAGGAGCCCGUGGCCAGCGGCCCGCAGAAGUGCGUCCUGCCCGAGGAGCCGGCCUGCAAGGGCCAGUCUGGCUACUCCUACCAGCAGAUCAGCUGCCUGGACAGCGUCAUCAGGUACCUGGAGAGCUGCAGCGUGGCGGGGCCGCUGAAGAGGAAAUGUGGGGCUCUGCCCGCCGGCGCCCCCUCCGAGGGUUGGGCUUCCCGAGUGCACGUAGAGAUGCGGGACGUGAUUCAGGGAACUCCCCGAAGCCGGGCUGGGCCCCAGCCGGGCCCCUGCAGCUGCCCUCUGCCCCCCCCGGGCACCGCCUGCCCCGGCGGCCUCUCCAGGGCUCCCUUGCAGGCUCCCCCCUCCAUCCCUUCGGCGGCUCCUCUUGAGGUGACGUCCGUGGCGAAGGUCCCCCUGACUGCCGACGACCUGAAGACAGUCCAGGCGAGCGGGCCCCGCGGGGCCCCUGUCAUGGGGCCUCACUUGACCUCGUUGGCGCUGCCGGCCAAGGCGGACAGCGUGGUCUCCCUCACCAGCCAGUGCAGCUACAGCAGCACCCUGGUGCACGUCGGGGACAAAAAGCUGCAGCCCGAGUCCGAGAUGAUAGAAGAGUCCCUGGACAGCGGCGCCGCCCCUUCCUCGCACUGCGACUCGAGCCCGGAGUCGGGGCCCCCCAAGAGAGUGGGGCUGACCAAGGAGGUGCUGGCGGCCCACACGCAGAAGGAGGAGCAGAGCUUCCUGCACAGGUUCAAGGAAACCCGAAGACUCGGUGCCUUCCAGUCUCGCUGCCAUCACUACCUGCACGAGAGAUCCAGGGGCCGCCCUGGAGAGCGCGUUGUUCGUGGCCUGAGAAGCAGCCUUUCGGGAGUGGAUUCAGCUUGGAAGAAGCCCGGCAAGAACCGAAAGCAGAAGUCCAAGCGAAUGAAGGCCCAGGAGUCCUCGGACAGCACCGCGUCCGGCGCCAACGUCCCGCCCCGCUCCCCGCUGCUCGGCCUGAAUUCCACCGCCUGGUCGCCCUCGGACACCUCCCAGGCCAGCUGCCCUCCGGCCCCGCUGGCCGCCCUCGUGCCCACCUACUCGGUGCCGGUGUUCCCGUCCCCAGGAAUCGCCCCUCCGGCCCCCCAGGCUCAUCUGAACCACGUGGGGGGCUCGCAGCACUACGUGGCGCUGCCGCCGCCGGCCUUCUCAGCGCCCCUGGCCCCCGUCAUGGCGGUCGUGCUGCCCGCUUACCCCUUCCCUCCGGCGAACCCCGGCGGGCAGCCCCCCUUCUACGCCGGCCCGAGCGGCUGCCCCCAGCACCCCGCGUGCCCCCCGCCGCUGGCAUUCGCGGCGCAGCCCGAGGCCCCGGCUCUGGCCGCCUUCUCGGCGCAGACGCUGUGCCCGGCGCGGCAGGGGAGGGUACUGGACCUCAUGAAUGCUUCUCAGAUGGAAAACUUGACGGUUUGGCCAGGGCCUCCCAGACAGCUGCUGGCUCGCCUGGGCUGUUCCUCCUUCUACAGGAUGUACUCAUUCUGCCCACACCCUGCCAGUGCCUACAGCCUCUACCCAGGAGAGUGA
Gracilinanus agilis (Agile Gracile Mouse Opossum) is the source of this 3327-nucleotide messenger RNA. It is a transcript of the gene PER2, whose product is annotated as period circadian regulator 2. Gene Ontology annotation, cellular component: nucleus; cytoplasm. Gene Ontology annotation, molecular function: transcription cis-regulatory region binding; transcription corepressor binding. The record is from RefSeq and is a predicted model, not a curated record. Gene Ontology annotation, biological process: negative regulation of transcription by RNA polymerase II; circadian regulation of gene expression; entrainment of circadian clock by photoperiod. NCBI's taxonomy places the organism in Eukaryota, Metazoa, Chordata, Mammalia, Didelphimorphia, Didelphidae. Bases 1 to 3327 code for a protein of 1108 amino acids. The transcript is spliced from 21 exons.